Molecule: messenger RNA, 1227 nt
Organism: Abrus precatorius (Indian licorice)
Lineage: Eukaryota; Viridiplantae; Streptophyta; Magnoliopsida; Fabales; Fabaceae
Product: 50S ribosomal protein L22, chloroplastic-like
Exons: 6
Coding region: 97-924 (275 amino acids)
Biological process (GO): ribosome assembly; translation
Cellular component (GO): mitochondrial large ribosomal subunit; ribosome
Molecular function (GO): structural constituent of ribosome
Source: RefSeq, a predicted model, not a curated record
GAAGAUAGCAGCAGGCACAGUCUCCCAGCCCUAGCUAGGUCUGAUGAAAAGCACAAAUUGUUGAUCUGAUGAGCAUUUGUUCUUCUGCAGAAUAAAAUGGUGCAGUGGCAAAGACACAUAUUCCCAAUUCUUCGUCACAUUCAAAAGGGAGUAGUAGCUGAACACCACGCCAUUCCCAAUCAUUCAGCUGCGAGCAUUGUAAUUUCUCGCUUAGCCUCUUCUUUAUCACAAGGUCAGUUGGGGAGAAGCGCGUGGGCCACAACUUCUCCAUAUUUCUCAAACCCUCUUUAUCACUGUUUGCAACAUCAGGGAAUUUCAAGUUCUACUCGGUUGCUGGCAAAUUCAUCUGAGGAAACACCUGUUUCAUCACCAUUAGCCCCAGUUGCAUUAUUGGAUGGUUCAAAAGGUGACGACCAGAAGCAGAAAGCUGUUACUAAGCCAGAAAAAGUUCAAGCAGUAUUAAAGGGAAUAAAGCAGAGUCCAAAGAAGGUCAACUUGGUUGCUGCCCUGGUUCGUGGUAUGCUUGUUAAAGAUGCAUUGAUGCAGUUGCAAGUGACAAUAAAACGAGCAGCAAAGACUGUGUAUCAGGUUAUUCAUUCGGCCAAAGCAAAUGCCUCUCACAAUCAUGGGUUAGAUCCAGAACGUCUCAUUGUUGCGGAAGCAUUUGUAGGAAAGGGGUUUUUCAAAAAGAGGGUUUCCUACCAUUCCAAAGGAAGAUCGGGGAUCAGAGUGAGAGCAGAAUGCAGACUAACAAUUGUAGUGAGAGAGAUAACCCCUGAAGAAGAGGCAGAUAUUGCUAGGCUGAGAGUCCACAACUUCAAGAAGCUCACUAAGCGCGAGAGACGACUUGUGCCUCAUCAGCUUAUUGAGACGACUCCUGUUUGGGGCCGCAAACGUCAAAACUCGAGUGCUGCACCUGCAUGAGUUUCAUUGUUUCCAUGCUUGUAGUAUUUUUUGUUGAAUAGAUUCUUCUUGGCUAUCACAGUUUAUCAUAGAAACAGUUGAGAAAUUUGCAAACUAAGUUUGGUAUCAGGAAAUUUUGUCUGCCCCUUGUUGCAAAUAAUAAAAUUUUGCACUGGACUAUGUUCCUGUUAUUUAUUAGCUUAUUUUUACUUCCUCCAGUGAGGACAUGUCCUGUCCUAUAUGAAAUGUGAAUAUCCUCUUGUUUUAAGCGGGGGAAUGUAAACCUAUGAUUUUUUUAAGAUAAGGGUAUUCAUGCACCAUUUU